This is a messenger RNA of Dalotia coriaria, 1994 nucleotides long. It is a transcript of the gene Dredd, whose product is annotated as Caspase-8 Dredd. Gene Ontology annotation, biological process: proteolysis. The transcript is spliced from 8 exons. Bases 257 to 1924 code for a protein of 555 amino acids. NCBI's taxonomy places the organism in Eukaryota, Metazoa, Arthropoda, Insecta, Coleoptera, Staphylinidae. Gene Ontology annotation, molecular function: cysteine-type endopeptidase activity. The record is from RefSeq and is a predicted model, not a curated record.
AUUAAUAAGAGUCAAUUUAAGCUCUUUACACUCACGUUGUUAAACGAUACCAUAAACCAUUGCAAAUCAAUGCAAGGUCUCGCCAGCACAUCUACUGCUUUGACAAGCAUAUGCACUGACUAGCCAUCGCUUUAAUAAACAAAUGCGAUAAUAAAGCAAGUUGUAGGUAUUUAAUUACAUGCAUCUUCAAUCAACUUCAUUCAUGUUUGACAACCAAUUUUAAGAAUCUGUCUUCACCUGGGUUUCCCCAGAUUUCAUGAUGGGUAAUAGUGCCACUCAACAAGAUAGGUGUGACUCCUCCGACUCUGAUUCACCGGAUUUAUCCAAUUUGACACCGUUUUUGAAUAUUCCACAACCACUGACUUCUUCUACUAGAUCUGUGAUGCAGUCAUCUGAUUUUAAUGUCGAUGCCGCAAUUACAUCAACUUCUCUUAACAUAAAACUCAUCACAACCCAGCAAAAAUUGUUAAUUUGUGAAAAUCUUGAUCAAUAUGAAAAGAUCUCACUUGUUUAUCUAGUGGCUAGUGAUUACAAAACAGCCUCAGAAACAAUGUUAAGGUUAAUUAAUAAUGAUUACAUCUUUAACCAGUUUUUAACUGAGCAGUUAAAAAGUAUCGACUCUACCAAAAAAAUUAUUGAAGCUUUAUGUGUGAUUCAAAACUAUGAGGUGUUAAAACUACUUGAUUAUAAAAAAUCUGAAUUGCAAACAGAUUUUUCUCCUUUAAUUUAUCACUGUGCAAUUUAUAUUAAUAAAGUGAGGAAAUUGUGCUAUAGAAUAAUGGAAAACCUCACAAUGGAUGAAGAGCAGGAAUUACUCCAGGCAAUUAAAGAAGAUGUAGGGCAUAUGGGCAUACCUUUUGCAGAAUAUCCUUAUCUUGAAAUGCAAUUUGCCUACCUGUUUGAAAAGCAAUAUAUUACUGAUAAUGAUCUUUCAAACAUAACCAAUCUCUUUAAGGCUCUAGAAAUGGAUAAAUAUGUUGAUAUUCUUAAUGCCAAAAAGAGACCAUCAGCUAAUAUCCCAACACCAAUGUCUUCUAGGCAAAUGCAAUCAACUGCUACUGACAAAUCAACAGCUAAUAUGGGAUCACCUAACACAUCUGGAGCCACCCAGAUGAGACCCAAGCAAUCUGAUUUAAAUGAAUCAGAUGUGUAUCCAAUGGAUGAAAACAACCCUGGUUUUGUUUUAAUCAUCGAAAAUAAUAAUUUUUACGAAGAAGAAGACGAGCAAUUUCAAGAUUUAGUAAUCCGAAGUAAAACGGCAUUAGAAGUUCGGAAAGGCAGUGAACAUGAUUCAAGGCGUCUCAAAGACAUUUUUGGCCGAUUUGGCUUUGAGAUUGAACAUAAAACUGACUUAACUCAUUUGCAAAUGCUUGCCUUAAUUAGGGAGGUUAGCCAUAAAAGGGUGACUGAAAACCAGUCUAGUUUUAUUCUUAUAAUGUUAUCACACGGGCUACAAAAUCAAAUUAUUGGAUGUAACUGUGUUCCAUUGAAUGUAGAUGACAUCAAAAAAAAUAUAAACUCAAAGACUUUAGAAGGAAAACCUAAAAUUCUAAUAUUCCAAGCCUGCCAAGGCAAUGACAUUUUGUCAGUCCAACCUGAUGAUAUCUGCACAGACAGUCCAAGUCCUUUACUGUCCGCACAAUACCCAUGGCAAAUGCAUGUUUUAGAAUUGCGAUCUGCUGUGCCUGGUUUCGUGUCUUUCAGAAGCAAAACUUCCGGAAGUUUUAUGAUCCAAACAUUGUGUGAUGUUUUGGAAACUGACGAUAACAAGGAAUCGUUCCAUGAUAUCUGCACCAAAGUGAACCGGAUUGUUAGUAAGAAAUUGGUUCAAUACGAGAACAACACAGUGAAUAUGCAACUAGUACCUUGCAGUUCAACUUUGAUUUAUAAAUAUAUUCUUCCACCGUUGAAACCGGCUAUGUAAACAGUGAUAUGUAAUUGUGUGCUGUUUCUUUUUAUUAUUUUAAAGUAAUAUUUGGUAGAUUGUUCAAACA